Messenger RNA from Torulaspora globosa, 2907 nucleotides. RefSeq names its product proteasome regulatory particle base subunit RPN1 (gene RPN1). Gene Ontology annotation, molecular function: enzyme regulator activity. NCBI's taxonomy places the organism in Eukaryota, Fungi, Ascomycota, Saccharomycetes, Saccharomycetales, Saccharomycetaceae. Gene Ontology annotation, cellular component: nucleus; proteasome regulatory particle, base subcomplex; proteasome complex. Bases 1 to 2907 code for a protein of 968 amino acids. Gene Ontology annotation, biological process: regulation of protein catabolic process; proteasome-mediated ubiquitin-dependent protein catabolic process. The record is from RefSeq and is a predicted model, not a curated record. The transcript has a single exon.
AUGGUGGAAGAGGCUGAUAGAAGAGAGGAGGAGGCUCACGAACAAGUUGCACAUCUUUCCAAGGAGGAGAAGCCGCGUAAGGACAACAACAAGGAAGAAGAGGAACAACUGUCGGAUGAGGACCUCAAACUCAAGACUAAUUUGGAGCAAUUAGUUGAAAAGUUAAAGGGAGAUGAUAAAAGUUUGUAUGAACCAUCUUUGAAUGAGUUGAAAGAAUCGAUCAAAAGCUCGACGAGCUCAAUGACGGCCGUACCUAAGCCAUUGAAAUUUCUACGGCCGUUCUAUCCCAGUCUGUGCGGGCUAUAUGAUAAAUGGAGUGAUGGGGCUUUGAAGGCGUCUCUUGCAGAGGUUUUAUCUGUAUUGGCGAUGACUUACUCUGACAAUGAGAAGCACGACUCUUUGCGAUAUGCGCUUCUCGCUGGCGCCAAAAACAUUGAGAGCUGGGGUCAUGAGUACAUUCGUCAUUUGGCAUUGGAGAUUGGAGAAGUAUAUAACGACCAGAUGGAGAAAGACGGCUCAACAAAGGAGAACUCCGAGGAAUUGGAGGGCGAGAGCAGUAAAUGGACUUCACAAAAAUUCUCCAAGGGUGAAAUACUUGACUUAUCACUGGAAAUUGUUCCUUACUUUAUGAAACACAAUGGUGAAACAGAUGCCGUGGAUCUACUACUUGAGAUCGAAGCUAUUAACAAACUGCCCCAGUUCACUGAUGAAAAUACCUACGAAAGAGUGUGCCAGUACAUGGUGGCAUGCGUACCUCUGCUGCCACCACCUGAGGAUGUUACUUUCCUACAGACAGCCUACUCAAUAUACCUGAGGGAAAAUCAAUUAACCGAAGCGCUUUGCUUGGCUAUCAGAUUGGGAGACGAGUCCCUUGUUAGAGCUGUUUUUGAUGCCACCUCAGACGCUGUUGUCCACAAACAGCUUGCAUAUAUUUUGUCCUUCCAGAAAUCGUCGUUCGAAUACGAAUCGGUUCAAGAUAUUAUCGGUAACACAAAGUUGUCGGAGCACUUUUUAUACCUUGCCAAGGAACUGAAUUUGACUGUCCCUAAGGUUCCAGAGGAUAUCUACAAGAGUCAUUUGGAUAGCUCAAAAUCAGUGUUCUCAGGUACAGGCUUAGAUUCAGCGCAGCAAAAUCUGGCAGCCGCUUUUGUAAAUGGUUAUAUUAACCUGGGAUACUGUAAUGAUAAAAUGAUUGUCGACAACGAUAAUUGGAUCUACAAGACAAAGGGGGGCGGUAUGACUUCGGCUGUGGCUAGCAUUGGUUCCAUUUUCCAAUGGAACUUGGAUGGUCUACAGCAAUUAGACAAAUAUCUAUAUUUGGAAGAACCAGAGGUCAAGGCUGGUGCCUUGCUUGGUAUUGGUAUUUCUGCAUGUGGUGUUCACGAUGGGGAUGUCGAACCAGCUUUGCUGUUGCUUCAGGAUUACGUUACAAACUCAAAUACUAGUAUCAGCUCGGCUGCCAUCCUAGGUCUCGGUAUAGCCUUUGCCGGCAGCAGAAAUGAGGAAGUACUUGGGUUGCUGCUACCGAUUGCUGCCGAUACUUCACUACCACUAGAGACGUCCGCUAUCGCUUCCUUGGCGUUAGCUCACAUAUUUGUCGGUACUUGUAACGGCGAUAUCACUGCAUCGAUCAUGGACAAUUUCCUGGAGCGUUCAAGUGGAGAUUUAAAAGCUGAAUGGGUUCGCUUCCUAACUUUGGCGUUAGGUAUAGUGUAUAUGGGCCAAGGUGAGCAAGUCGAUGAUGUCUUAGAGACGAUAAGCGCGAUUGAGCACCCUAUGACGUCUGCCAUAGAGGUCUUAGUAAGCGCCUCUGCAUAUGCGGGGACAGGUGAUGUGUUAUUGAUCCAAGAUCUUCUGCAUCGUUUAACCCCGAAGGCUUCUAAGAAAGAAAAUGCUGAGGAUGCCGAAGAGGAGGAUGAAACUGCUCAGGCUAAUGCGAUUAGUGACUUUUUAAAUGAUCAGACCAAUGCCGAGGAAAAGAAGACACCAGCUGAUCAUGAUAUGCAGGCCGACAGCGGCGAAGAAGGCGCUAAUGAGGAAGUUAAGAAAACCGAAGAAACUGAAGAGGCCACUGAAGGAGAAGAAGCAGGCGAUGAUGCUGACGAAAAAAAUCGAGUCAUAGCUGACGAGGCAUCAUAUGCUGUCUUGGGUAUUGCGAUGAUUGCACUGGGCGAGGAUAUCGGAAAGGAAAUGUCUUUGCGUCAUUUCAGUCAUCUGAUGCAUUAUGGUAACGAGCAGAUUCGUAGCAUGGUUCCAUUGGCAAUGGGUCUUGUCUCCGUUGCUGAUCCACAAAUGAAGGUCUUUGAUUCAUUAUCCCGUUAUUCGCACGAUGCUGAUCUGAACGUGUCUAUGAACUCUAUAUUCGCUAUGGGUUUGUGCGGUGCCGGUACGAACAAUGCUAGAUUAGCCCAGUUGCUGAGACAACUGGCUAGCUACUAUUCUCGUGAACAAGACGCGCUAUUCAUCACGAGAAUCGCUCAGGGUUUAGUUCACAUGGGUAAGGGUACGAUGACACUCGAUAUGUUCAACGACGCCAGCGUGCUGAAUAAAGUGGCAUUGGCAUCUUUACUUACUGUUUUGGUCGGCCUAGUUUCUCCAAGCUUCAUGUUGGAACAUCACCAGCUGUUCUACAUGAUGAACAGUGCUGUGAGACCCAAGUUCAUCCUGACGCUCAACGAGGAGGGUGAACCUAUUAAGGUUAACGUGCGUGUCGGGCAAGCAGUCGACACGGUGGGCCAGGCGGGUAAACCAAAGACCAUAACUGGCUGGAUUACCCAAUCCACCCCAGUUCUCCUCAACCACGGCGAAAGAGCAGAGCUAGAGACCGACGAAUACAUCAGCUACACAAGCCACAUCGAAGGCGUUGUCAUUCUGAGAAAGAAUCCCGACUAUGAAAAGGAGGAGUAA